Messenger RNA from Leptopilina boulardi, 2177 nucleotides. RefSeq names its product juvenile hormone esterase-like. Bases 138 to 1835 code for a protein of 565 amino acids. NCBI's taxonomy places the organism in Eukaryota, Metazoa, Arthropoda, Insecta, Hymenoptera, Figitidae. The record is from RefSeq and is a predicted model, not a curated record. The transcript has 8 exons.
UACAAUAUUUUUUUUUAUUAUUAGUAUUAUAUUACAUUAACAUUUAUUAUAUGUUUAAAUAAAUAAAUAUUAUUUAAUAAUAUAUAAGUGAAUAAUUAAAAAUAGUGGUAAAUUUUACAAUUAAUUUAUUCUAAAUUAUGAAAAUUAAAAUGAGACAAGAUUUAUUUAAUUUUUUAUAUCUUGUUAUAUUUUGGAAUUUUUAUACUGUACUUGCACAAGAAAAUUUGAUUGUCAAUUUAAAUGGCCUCGGUAGUAUAAAAGGUUCUUUAAUGACAACACGAUUGGGUAAAAAAAUUUACUCUUUCCGAGGUGUAAGAUAUGCUGAGCCUCCAAUUGGAAAACUUCGUUUUCAACCACCUGUACCUGUGAAACCAUGGGAUCAAGUGUUUGAUGCCUCUAAAGAGGGUCCUGCAUGUCCACAACUUAAUUACACAAUAAUGUCCGAAGAUUGUCUUCGACUUAAUGUCUACACAACUAAGUUACCAAGUGCAAAUGAAAAAGUGAAUAGGCCAGUUAUAAUUUUUAUUCAUCCAGGAGGAUUUUACUCCUAUUCCGGUCAAAGUGACCAAUUUGGACCUGAAUAUCUGUUAGAUCGAGAUGUUGUCCUAGUUACCAUUAAUUAUCGACUCGGCUCUUUAGGAUUUUUGAGUGCUGCUCAUCCGAGACUGUUAGGUAAUAUGGGCCUUAAGGAUCAAGUGAUAGCUCUUCGUUGGGUAAAAAAGAACAUUCAAGUAUUUGGUGGUGAUUCAAAUUCUGUUACAAUUACUGGUUAUAGCGCAGGAUCAGGGAGCGUUACAAUGCAUUUAGUAUCGCCAAUGUCAAGAGGAUUGUUUCAUAGAGCAAUUGCAAUGAGUGGUUCCGUCACUGGUCAAAGAUUAUUGGGCACAAAUCAAAAAGAUAUGGCCAUCAAACAAGCUAAAUAUUUCAAUUGUUCCACUAAUUCUGUUGACGAAAUUGUCGAUUGUUUGCAAACUAUACCAGCACAAGACAUUGCUAAUUCAAUGCAUAUAUUUUAUGAAUGGUACCAUGAUCCUGUUGUUAAAUGGAUCCCGAUCGUAGAACCGGAAGUGGAUGGUGUUGAAAGAUUUCUAAUUGAGGAACCAAUAAAUUCAAUAAGAGAAGGAAGAGUUGCACCAGUUCCUGUUAUUGGUGGUGUUAAUAAAGAUGAAUUUUCUGCUGUUAUUGUUUAUCCAAUAGAAUUGUGUCGGAAAGGAAAUUGCUUUUUUCUCGAUCAGUGGAAUUCAAAUUGGAAUCACAUUGCACCCAUAAGUUUCCAAUAUGAGAGGAAUACUUCAAGAACUGAAUGCAUUAGUAAAGAAUUAAAAAAAUUUUAUAUAAAUAAUCAUGUUACUUUGGAAAAUAUUGAAGGCAUAGGGCAACUUUAUUCUGAUGCCAUUAUCAUAUUUUCUGAGCAUCGGUUCAUUAAUUUAUUAUCAGCUGUAUCAAAAUAUCCGGUAUAUUAUUAUCAUUUCACCUAUCAAGGAAGAUAUAGUCACAUUGUUUGGACCGAUACUAAAAAACCCUUUGGUGUUUCACAUCACGAUGAAUUGAUGUAUGUGUUUUAUAUGUCAAGAUUUCCUAAAUUUGUCAAAGGUGACCCUGAAAUAUCAAUGGUAGAAAAGAUGACUGCAAUUUUUGAAAAUUUUGCUAAAACUGGCAAACCAAUUCCCAAUCAUAAUUCAUUAUUUGAGAAUGUUAAAUGGAAGAAAUUCACAACAUUGAGAAAACGUUAUUUAGAAAUUAAUAAUUGCUCUAUGAUUAUGAAAAAUGGUGUGAUAUAUCCUAAAAGAAUGAAAUUGUGGGACAGUCUUUUUCCUUUGCUCACCAACAAAUAAAGAUUCUUACAACUGCAAGCAUAUGAAAAUAAAUACUGAUCAUUUUUAUUUGUAGAAUUUAAUUAUCUAGAAGUUAAGAAAAUUUAAUAUUUUGUAUUCUAACACCUCUGUAUAAUUUAUUUAAUUAUGUAUCAGGUUGUUUUUACCGUGUAGAUAAAUUUAAUCUUCCGAGAGGUUAAAGGCAGUUCUGCGUUUGCGCAGAAUGUUUGUAUACAGCUUCUGCGCAGGCGCAGAAUAUAUAUCUACUGCCCCUUUAACUUCUCGGAAGAUUAAAUUUAUCCACACGGUGAAAACGGACUCUAUUAUUGUUAAAUAUUUUAUUAAAAUUUUUUCAAUUCUAAA